CACCUUAGCGGGAUGUCAACAAUUUCUUCCGGGUUCACACACUCACUCGCAGAGGUUGAAGAUGAAUCUAAUGAAGGCAUAAUUUUGUACAUAACUGCGUUUCCCCGGUGAAAUUGUACGUGUAUUUCUGCAUUCAGAAGGUUUGUUAUACGUUAUUUCUGUGACGCUGCUGUUGGUUUAGCUAGUAGCUCCGUGUUAGCUGAACAUGUCUGCGGAGGAAGCGGACAAAACAACCACCACUGACGCCAGCGCUGGAGAUGAGGAGGAGGAAUGGUUAUAUGGAGAUGAGUCUGAGAGCAAAGAUGAGGACGAAGAAGGCAAACUGAAUGCUGCAGUCAGUGCACCUGCUGAUGCUUCAACAGAGGAUGAUGCUGCUGCACACGCUACAGGAAAUGGAGUGGCCUCCGAGGCGACAGGUGAAGCUGCAGGUGAGGACGUUGACAGUGACAGCGACAGUGAUGAUGAUGAUGAUGAUGUCCGCGUCACCAUUGGAGACAUUAAAACUGGAGCACCACAGUACACAACUUAUGGAGCUCCACCUGUCAAUCUCAACAUAAAGACGACAGGCUCCAGACCUUAUGGACAAGCCUCCAAGAUGAAGGGAGUGGAUCUGGAUGCUCCUGGAAACAUUAACGGGGUUCCAGUGCUGGAGGCAGACAUGGAGUCCUUUGAGGAGAAACCCUGGAGGAAGCCAGGAGCGGAUCUGUCAGACUACUUUAACUACGGCUUCAAUGAAGACACAUGGAAGGCUUACUGUGAAAAACAGAAGAGACUGCGGAUGGGCCUGGAGGUCUCUACUGUCGGCUCGGUGACGAGCAAGAUCACUGUUCAGCAAGGCAGGACAGGUAAUGAGAAGGACAUAUCCACUUUGCCUGUUCACACCUCCAAGCCAGACUUCACAUCUCCUGUCAGCAUGUACAAGCCUGCUGUCAGUCAGGUCCCCAGGAUCUCUCCCCCUCAAUGGCCUGGCCCGCCUCUUCAGGACAUGUCCUAUUAUACAAAUCGAGACUCAUCAGACCAGGCAACAUUUUUCCCGUCUUCAACUGUCCAAUUUUGGAAGACGAGUGGUACUAUAGACGUGAUAGGUGGAGGGACGGCCACCAUCAGCAGGGUCGAAGGUCGACGCAGACACAAUCUAGAAGGCAACAAUAUCCAGGUGAUCGCUGAACAAUCAGACGCUGAGCCGACUCCAGCUAAGAUUCCCACCUUCUUCCCUCCUGGACCACUUCCUCCAAACAUACCCCCGCCUCCUUUCCUCCCUCCACCACCCAAUGUCAACACUGCACCCCCACUCAUCCCCCCACCCAGGUUGCCCAUUACUGUCCCUCCCCCUGGUUUUCCUCCUCCACCUAGCGGGCCCCCUCCUGCUAUCAUCCCCACAAUGGACAGUGGCCACCCUGGAGGUUAUGAUGGACGCUCUGUCCCUCCCUACCCUUUCCCUCAAGGUGCAUACCCUCCACCCAUGGCUGGAGGGGUGCCUCCUCCUUGGCCCCCCAUGAUGGACAACUCUAAACCCUGGGACUACUAUUCCCGUCGAGAUGACAAGAGAGAGAAGGAAAGAGAGAGGCCCAGAGAGAGAGAGAGGACACAUGAACGGGAGAGAGAGAGGGAACACAGCCCUUCAGCUAUGGGCUACACCAGUGAAGAGGAGCGGUAUCGUUACCGCGAGUACCAGGAGCGUGGUUAUGCAGAGCGACAUCGUGAGCGGUCGAGCCGAGAGAAAGAAGAAAGACACAGAGAGAGACGGCACCGAGAGAAAGAGGAGGGUCGCCACAAGUCCUCUCGCAGCAGUAGCAGGAGAAGGCACGACAGCGAGGAGGGCGACAGCCACCGGAGGCACAAACACAAGAAGAGCAAGAGGAGCAAGGAGGGCAAAGAGGCCAACGAAGAGAUCAGCGCAGACCAAGAGAACCAGGAGGCCAUGGAGUAGUGAUCACCACCUCCUGUUUUUCCUUUCUCUGUCUGUCUCCGGUCCUGUCUGUCCCUCCGUGUCCGUGUCCCACCAAGAUGAGAAAGAAGGAAAGGGAAAAGAUGAGCACAGACCAACACAACCAUGAUGUCGCAGAGUGAUCAAUGCGUCCUGUCACUCCCCUCUCCAUCAAUCUCAAUCCUCCUCCAUCCUGCUGUCGUUCAUCCUCACCAUCACUUCAGGCAGAGAAUGGAUGGAGCAGAGGAGGUGGUAAAGGAGGGAUGGUCGUCCUUUUUACUUUAUCUGUCUUUCCAUCACUAGCUGACAUCAGACAGGACAUCAAUCUGUCUUCAUCCCCCUCCUGCUCUCCUCUGCUCCUCAUCCCUCCUCUCAGAGCACUGUUGUAACAAUAAGGUCAUGCUCGGAGAUUUCACUGUAUAGUCAUGACGAUCUGCAGAUUUAGCUCUUUUUUUUGUCAUUUGUUUGUUUGUUCUUGUCUCGUAUGAAGACAUCUAUAGACAGCUGUCGGUUUAAGUUCAAUUAAAAACCCUUUUGAUAAGA
This is a messenger RNA of Perca fluviatilis (European perch), 2470 nucleotides long. RefSeq names its product FIP1 like 1b (S. cerevisiae) (gene fip1l1b). Bases 206 to 1930 code for a protein of 574 amino acids. Gene Ontology annotation, cellular component: mRNA cleavage and polyadenylation specificity factor complex. Gene Ontology annotation, molecular function: RNA binding. NCBI's taxonomy places the organism in Eukaryota, Metazoa, Chordata, Actinopteri, Perciformes, Percidae. The record is from RefSeq and is a predicted model, not a curated record. The transcript is spliced from 17 exons.